This is a messenger RNA of Colletotrichum spaethianum, 1866 nucleotides long. RefSeq names its product efflux pump dotC. The record is from RefSeq and is a predicted model, not a curated record. Gene Ontology annotation, molecular function: transmembrane transporter activity. The coding region runs from base 1 to 1866 and encodes 621 amino acids. NCBI's taxonomy places the organism in Eukaryota, Fungi, Ascomycota, Sordariomycetes, Glomerellales, Glomerellaceae. The transcript is spliced from 2 exons. Gene Ontology annotation, biological process: transmembrane transport.
AUGACAGCCAAGGACCUGCGCGAGGUCCACGACGACGAAAAAGUCGAUGACGUCGAGCGCGUCGCCGGCUCGCAGACCGAACGCGGCUCGAUCACAACCAGCACCGACUCGGUAACCAUCCACGGCCCUCAUGGCGGCGCCGACGAUGUGACGGCCAGAGAGGCCAAGUCGGGUGUCAUGUCCAACGACGCCACCGCCGCAACAUCGUUGGGUGACACGGCCGCCGAGACAAAAGUGGCGUCCGGCGACGACGCGCAAGGACCCCGUCCUCCCACCGGCGCUGAUGACAACGACCCGGAAUCCGGCCGCACGAAGCUCGAGACCCUGCUCAUUGUGCUCUCACUCUGCGCGGCUCUGUUCCUGGCGGCGCUGGACGUCACAAUCAUCACCACCGCCGUGCCCACCAUCGCCGAGGAGUUUAACAGCAACAUCGGCUACAUCUGGAUUGGUAGCGCGUAUCUCCUCGCCAACGCCGCCUUCGUGCCGACAUGGGGCAAGAUUUCCGACAUCUGGGGCCGAAAGCCCGUGCUCUUGUCCGCCGUCGGUGUGUUCUGGAUUGGAUCGUUGAUAUGCGGGUUGUCUACGAGCAUGGGGAUGCUGAUUGGAGCCCGUGCGAUCCAGGGUAUUGGCGGUGGUGGCAUCAUCGUCCUCGUCAACAUCUGCAUCAGCGACCUCUUCUCCAUGCGCCAGCGCGGCGUCUACUUUGGCGUCAUGGGCAUGGUCUGGGCCGUGGCCUCGGCCGUCGGGCCCGUCAUGGGCGGCGUCUUCACGAGCAAGGUGACGUGGCGCUGGUGCUUCUACAUCAACCUGCCCAUCUCGGGCGUCGGCAUCGUCGUGCUCUUCUUCGUCCUCAAGCUGCACAACCCGCGCACGCCCGCCCUCGAGGGCCUCAAGGCCAUUGACUGGAUCGGCACCCUCACCAUCAUCGGCGGCACCAUCAUGUUCCUGUUCGGCCUCGAGUUUGGCGGUGUGAGCUACCCGUGGAGCUCGCCGACGGUCAUCUGUCUCAUCGUCUUUGGGAUCGUGACGAUUGGCCUCUUUGCCGUUAACGAGUGGAAGUACGCAAAGUACCCCGUCAUCCCGAUGCACCUGUUCAAGAGCUGGUCCAAUGUGGCGGCUUUCGCGACGGCCUUCUGUCACGCCUUCGCCUUCAUCUCCGGAAGCUACUGGCUGCCCCUCUACUUCCAGGGCGUGCAGGGUGUCUCCUCCCUUCUUUCGGGAGUCUACCUCCUCCCCUACGUGCUCUCCCUCUCCCUCAUGUCCGCCGUCGCCGGCGUCCUGAUCCGCAAGACGGGCAAUUACCUCUACCUCAUCAUCGGAGGCAUGUUCGUCUCCACGCUCGGCUUCGGCCUCUUCUACGACCUCCCGCUGGACCGCAACUUUACCAAGAUCAUUCUCUACCAGAUCGUCGCCGGCCUGGGCAUCGGCCCAAACUUCCAGUCGCCCUUGAUCGCUGUGCAGACCUCGGUCGAGCCGCGCGACAUCGCGGCGGCGACGUCGGCUUUUGGCUUCGUCCGACAGAUGGGAACGUCCAUCUCGGUCGUUAUUGGUGGCGUCGUUUUUAACAAUGAGAUGCAGAAGCAGUACCCCCGGCUGAGGGAGCAGCUGGGGCCGGACCUGGCGAACAUGCUCUCCGGCUCGAGCGCCGCAUCGAGCGUCGGCAUAGUGGCAGAUCUGCAGGGUGAACAGGGGCAGAUUGCGCGCGGGGCAUAUCUGACGAGUCUGAGGACGAUGUACAUCGUCUAUGUUGCGUUUGCAGGGCUGGGUCUUGUUAUGAGUCUGUUCAUCAGACAGAAACAGUUGAGCAAGAAGCAUACGGAGCAUAAGACGGGGCUGAAGACGCUUCGGAGCCGAACAGGUCGGUAG